AUGGGGAAGAUCACCUUCUACGAGGACCGGGGCUUCCAGGGCCGCUCCUAUGCGUGCAGCAGCGACCACUCCAACCUGCAGCCCUACUUCAGCCGCUGCAACUCCAUCCGUGUGGACAGCGGCUGCUGGAUGCUCUAUGAGCACCCCAACUACCAGGGGCACCAGUACUACCUGCGCCGCGGCGAGUACCCCGACUACCAGCAGUGGUUGGGCUUCAACGACUCCAUCCGCUCCUGCCGCCUCAUCCCCCACACCAGCUCCCACAGGAUCCGGAUCUAUGAGAGAGAGGACUACAGAGGCCAGAUGGUGGAGAUCACAGAGGACUGCUCCUCACUCCAGGACCGCUUCCACUUCAAUGAGAUCCACUCCCUCAACGUGCUGGAAGGCUCCUGGGUUCUCUAUGAGUUGCCCAAUUACCGGGGGCGGCAGUACUUGCUGAGCCCGGGAAACUACAGGCGGUACCACGACUGGGGGGCCAUGACUGCCAGAGUGGGCUCUCUGAGGAGAGUCCUGGAUUUCUAUUGA
This is a messenger RNA of Choloepus didactylus (southern two-toed sloth), 525 nucleotides long. RefSeq names its product gamma-crystallin D. Gene Ontology annotation, molecular function: structural constituent of eye lens. Gene Ontology annotation, biological process: lens development in camera-type eye; visual perception. NCBI's taxonomy places the organism in Eukaryota, Metazoa, Chordata, Mammalia, Pilosa, Megalonychidae. The record is from RefSeq and is a predicted model, not a curated record. The transcript is spliced from 3 exons. The coding region runs from base 1 to 525 and encodes 174 amino acids.